Molecule: messenger RNA, 8034 nt
Organism: Anopheles coustani
Lineage: Eukaryota; Metazoa; Arthropoda; Insecta; Diptera; Culicidae
Gene: Rim
Product: regulating synaptic membrane exocytosis protein 2
Exons: 21
Coding region: 1-8034 (2677 amino acids)
Biological process (GO): calcium ion-regulated exocytosis of neurotransmitter; regulation of membrane potential; intracellular protein transport
Cellular component (GO): cytoskeleton of presynaptic active zone; presynaptic membrane
Molecular function (GO): transmembrane transporter binding; small GTPase binding
Source: RefSeq, a predicted model, not a curated record
AUGGCCGACAUGCCGGAUCUAUCGCACCUGACGCAGGAGGAGCGCGCCAUCAUCGAAGGGGUGAUGAUGCGGCAGAAGCAGGAGGAAGAGCGGGAAAACGAAAUCAUGCGCCGCAAGCAGGACGAGGUGGCCACUCUCGUCGACUCCAUCCGGCAGAAGUCGGAGCAGCAGAAGAAGGCGGGCGUCGAGCUGGAGGCCACGUGCCACAUCUGCCUCAAGACAAAGUUCGCGGACGGUAUAGGGCACAUCUGCCACUACUGCAACAUCCGCUGCUGUGCCAAAUGCGGUGGCAAAGUAACUCUUCGCAACAAUAAGGUAAUAUGGGUAUGCAUAGUGUGUCGGAAAAAGCAAGAGCUGCUGUCGAAAACGGGCCAGUGGAUGAACAAGAGCACCAGCCCGGAUGGGAUGAUACGAAGGCAGGAAGGUGACCCACGGUCGCUGCCCCAAACGAUGCUCGACCCGCACGAUCCGUCCGACAAACGGCCAAAGCUCGAGCGGGCGCGCAGUGCGGCGGAGAAGGAGAACAACCCGAUGCAGCGGGCCAACAGUCAGCUACGUCGGCAGUACAGCCAGCAGGAUCCGCCAACCCGCCGACUAUCGCAGUCGGACGGCGUGGACAUGAUGAUGUCGCCCGGUCAUCAACACCAGCAGCAGCAGCAGCAGAUGGGUCGCAUGCAGCAGAUGGGACGGCCGGGCAUGUACGGACAGCCGGGUGGUGGUGGGUACGGCGGUGGCUACGGAGGCCACCAUUCGCAGCUGCCCCAGCCGCCGAUGCAGCAUGGGGGCGGUGGAGGAGUUGGCGGUGGCGGAAUGGGGUCCUACGGUGGAGGUGGUCAGCAUUCAAUGACGCCGCAGGUCCACAUCACGCACGCCGGCGGUGGAGGGUACGGCCACGAGGAUCCCAGCUACUACCAGAGUGAAAUCGAGGACCUGAUGCGAACGCAUCCCCAUCUGGUGCAUCCGCGCCAGCAGCAGCACUACGCCGAGUCGCUGCAGUCCAGCUCCGGCCAUAGCAGCGGGGGAAUUGGUGGGGGUGGGGGCGGAGGAAUGCAUCUUCCACCCGAGCCGACCAAAUCGCACAAGCGACCCCUCGGUGGACCCUACCUGCCCCAGCAGCGAUCGUUCAGCAGCUCCGAUGAGGACAUUCGCUCCACGCCGGAGUUCGAAGCCGGUCACCAAAGACAGUAUUUCGAUAAUCACACACGACUGAACGCUAACCUUAACGACUAUCGCGCAACAAAGCUGGACGUGCAGCAACGCAAUAGUUACAAUCGUACCAAUCACAACCGAUACCAGUCGCCGUCCCAGCAGCAGCAUCAGCAGCAGCACCAGCCUCCCUACCACUACCAGCCGCAGGACCCGCUGGGACCGCACCACUACCACCCGAAGCAACCGCUGCCGCAGGUGGUGGUGGGCGACAGCACACCGACGGCCUACGACAGUAUUGACCAUCACCACCACCACCACCACCAACACCAGCAUCACCUUCAUCUUCAGCCAUCGCACCACCAUCUCCCCUCCUCCCAUCAUCCGGCGCCGUCGCAGCACGGUGGCAGCAGCGGGAGCAGCAGCAGCAGCCAGCAGCACCAGUUCCCGCCGUACGGGCAGCAGACGUCGGCGUCCAGCCAGCAGGCCGUCCACCACCAGCAGCAGCAGCAGUGCAACAGCAGCAGCAGCGGUGGUUCGGGCCACAGUACCGCGGGACCGCAUCCGGUGGCGCACAACAACGCGCACGCGCGGUACGGCACGAGCCCGGCGGCGACCGAGCAGCCGGAUCCGUACUGGGACGAGCCGGCCGACAGCCGGCGGUUCACCGAGCGCAGAAAGAAGACGGUCCGUUUCGAUGGGCAGGACUCGGACGACUGGUCCCGGUGGGAAUCGGAGCGCCAGGGCAGCCAGGACUCGGCCACCAAAGACUCGGGCAUCGACACGAGCAGCACGUUCACCAGCAGCGAAGACUCGAAUCGGGGCGAUGGUCCAAAGAAUCCGGUUAGCUGGCAAGUGUCGUCGGAGGGCCAUCGAAUGAUUGGCCAUCUGGUGCAGCGACGGCUCUUCGACGGCGAAGAUGUACUGGGGCUGAAGGUACGUGGUGGCCAGGUGCUACCGAGCGCUACCCGGGCCGCGCUCAUCGAGCUGGAGAGCGCCCAUCUCCGGCAAGAGAACUACGAUCGGCGUGAUAAGCCGAGCGUGCUGGUGACCUCACCGGGUUCGCCGGACUUGCACAGUGUGCGCAACUAUUCCGCCAACUCCCGGUACAGCAACCGGUUGACGCCGGCCGGGACGGUACCGCAGGAGAACAGUGUCGGCGGGCGGGUCCAGCUCAAGCUGGGCUUCGAGCCGAGCUCACUGCAGCUGAUCGUGACCGUGCUCUGCGCCAAUGGGCUCGUCCCGAGGGGGAACGGGGCCGCACGCAAUCCGUACGUCAAGAUCUGCCUGCUACCCGAUCGCAGCGAAAAAUCGAAACGUCGCACCAAAACCCUAGCCCUCACGAACGACCCACGCUGGGGCCAGACGUUCGUGUACGAAGGUCUGCGGAGGGCCGACCUGAACAAUCGGUUGUUUGAGGUUACGGUGUGGGACUACGUCCGGUACGGUGCGAACGAUUUCCUUGGCGAAGUAAUUAUCGAUCUGUCCACGCACCCGCUGGACGAUGAGUCGGAAUGGUACAUUCUUCAGCCGCAUCAGGACUCACUGCGAGAUACUUUGCGUAGAGACGAUAAAGAACCUGGCAACGAAUUGGAUAUGAUAUUAACCCCGACCGAUCAUUUAUCGCCACCGAGUACGACCUCACGCUUGAGUGACUCUGAUACGACAUCCGAAUGCGAUAUCGAUGGUUUGAUGACCGGACGUGACGGCGCUAGUGUAUCAUCCUUAGGCAGCUCAUCUAGUCCUCCGCCAGAGGUCGAUCUGCAGGAUAGGCGAUCUAGACGGGAUAUGUCCCCGCAGGGCCGAAAACGAGCAGCUGGAAUGGUAGCGAAGGACUAUCGCACAGUCUCCGGUGUCGGACAGGGAUUUCACAACCAGAUGAACGCGGAGGCAUCGUCGGCCUACAGGCGCAACGGUACGAUGGCGUUGAAUCAGCGCAGCCAGUCGGCGGCACCGAGCGAGAACUAUCGGGACGAUCGGCGGGACUCGUUAUCGCCACAAGAUGAUAGAUAUACAGAAUAUCCAGUUCUUCCAUUGCAUCAGUAUGCGCCAAGAUUUCAAUCACGAUCGGCGACAGCGACACCAACCGGAUCACCGAAGAAACGACAAUUACCACAAGUACCUCACAUGUCACGGAAUGCAGCAAUACGGGAGCGGUUCAUUCAGGACUUUGAGGAGCGCAGCGGGGGUCGAUUCGCGCGGCAUCGGGGCCGCCAGAGCCACCAUCAGCCGACGUACCGCAGCACGGGAAUGGGAGGCUGGGAGCGGCACUACUCCGGACUUUCCGACAGUGACUUGACGACGCAUUCGUUAGAGAGUAGAAUUAGACCAAGGCACUCACUAUCCCCGGACAAGGAUUUCAUGGGUGACUUCGGCGAUUCCGACAUGGAAUCGGUAGUUAGUGUUACUUCAAGUGCUUUCUCAACCCAAUCGGAGCGACCGCGCGGAUCGAAAGGCAUUAGGAACAUUCACAAUCGACGAUUGCAGAACCGAAGCCUACCGACCGGGUGGGCCACGACUUCACUCUGUGCACUGCCGAGUGAGUAUGCGGGUGGCCAGCAGCAGCAACAGCAGCAGAAGGUCGGCGGUGACCAGGCGGCGAUCCUUCCCGUCCUGCCGGACGUAACGCAGUCCGCACUCAUACCUCCCAAGCCGGAGAUUCUCGGCGAUCCGCAGCCCCAAGACCUAGUAGGCUGUGGCGUUGUUAGUUCCUCCACCGUAGCUGACGCUAGUGUCCAAGCUAGGGGGUUUCCCUUGGGUCAGGGGCAGCACGAAGAGGCUCUCGGUGGAAUCUUCACACCCCAGCCUGUUCCAAUCUCUCCGGCUCCACCCGACGGGCAGGUGGUAUUUGCCCAGCCGUGUGGUGCUAGCGGCUAUGGGACCGCUCCUUCUGCCGUGCUCGAGGGCACGAUGCAGGAGGGAUACUUUAACGAGCAGUGCAUCACGCUCAACCCGGACCGAAGUACCAUCCAGAGCUACACGCUGAACCCGGGCAGUGAGAACGUUAUGACCACCUCGGUGAACCUUUCCUCGGCCGGUCAGACAGUGGCGGCUCAGAUGCCAACCACUUCGCUUGAGUUUCACUCCGGGUCGCUUCCCACCGACCACUAUUUUGGGUACGGUGCUGGUGCUGGACCUGCGGCUGUCAGUGGAUCGAUGGAUCAUCUCAUGUCUACCUCGCUUCACGCAGGAGAUGGUGGCGGAUUGUCGAUGGACUAUCGCCAACCUUCACCGGGUUCGACCGGAGGUCGACGGCCGUCAUACUCGAUGCGUUCGAACACAUCGGAACCGAACCUUAGUACCAUGAUUGUACGGCGUAUGUCCGCACGUCCGAUGGAUCAGCAGCAACAGCAACAGCAGCCUUAUCGACAUGCGUCUCAGCAGCUGCAGACAUUCAACUAUCAACAGCCGCGCAAUCAGAUGAUUUCCAUCUCCAACCGCUACCAUCCACAGUCGCACGUCCCGCUGGGAACGGAGCUGAUCAUGGCCACGGAUGGGGGUCAACCGUCGGGCCGCUAUCCUUCCUCCUCGGCAGGUUCUACGAACCAGAUCAUCCUCAAGUCGUCCUACUCCGACCAGAAUCUCAACAACAGUGCCGUGUACGAUCGGCCGAGCGGGGCGGGUCAAAACAUAUGCAUCUCCAACCAGAACGUGUACGAUCCGCACACGGGCUAUCAGAACCAAACGAUCACUUGCAUUCGCGACAGUCGGGAGAAUCUGGGUGAAAGUAACAUCCGGUACACGAGCAACCCGGAGGGUAUGGUGUGCGAAAUCAGUGCGCCGGAUAUGCAGUUUCGUUCGUCCCGUCCGGCCUAUAUGCUGGAGGACGUGCCACCGGCACUGGAACAGGGCAUGGAGCGAUCGCUGCGUGCUAGUCCCAAUCGGAUGGCGAUGGACGGGGGCGAUCGUGAGUAUGCGGUCAGCGGUUUGGAGCAAAACUGUCUGAGGAUGCCCGGGAAUCCCGGGCUGGAGGUGCUCAAGUCACCGAGUGAGUCCCGGUAUGCGGUGUAUGCUGAAAAGCAACCCUACCGUGAGACGGCGUACCCGGUGAAGCCGGAUAAGAUCGCCCGAUCGCACUCGCUGAUCGCGCAGGAUCAGAUCAUCGAUAUCGAGUACGAUUCGGACACGGGCUGGAAGACGAAGAGUGUCCGAAAGAACUUGCUCGCUAGUCGCGUCGAGGAGCAGGUGUACCGCAAGCGUACCCGCUCGCUGGGUGGUAGUGGUGGUGAGGGUGAGCAAGGGAGCGGGGACUCGGGGAACCGAGUAGCGGGCACGCAGGGGAGAAAGAGUCGAAGCAGUUCGAAGAGUAGCCUCGAUCGAAGCAAUCUCACUUUGAAUAUCGUGAAGAACACCGAACAAGCCGAGAGGAAGGUAGAUGAGCGUCCGGGGAAUCGGCAGGGGAAUGAAGAUAAGGCAAAGUCAAAGGUGCCGGAGAAAGGAAAGCCUCUUGUGGAGGCCAAGAAGGACCGGGAGGGAACGAAAUCGUCUAAGCAGAGCGUGGCGAAACCUGGCACGAUGGUGAAGUCUAAGUCGACCACAUCGAGCACUCCGAAGAAGGGCACCAAAAGUCCGGCAAAGGGCGGCUCGAUGAAGAAGGCAGGCUCGGUGAAGGGUAAACCGACGAAAGCGACGCCGACGGCCAGCGGCUCCAAGGGCAAGGUUACGGAAAAGCCCAACUUUAAGGAGAUCGAAACUAAGAAGUCCGCGGUCAGGCUAGGGAAGGGCGCCAAAUCGGACAGCAAGGGUCGAGUGGACGAACUCAAGUCGGAAUCGGGCAUCCUGUAUAGCAGUUCCGAGUCGAUCAAGUCGAUCAUCGACGAGGUGCGCAUGGAGCUGCUGCAGAAGCCCAAAUCGACGGUGUACCUGAGUGACGAGAGUCCGACGGUGAUGUUGAACCGGAGCCACUCGCUCAGCGAUGGGGAGUUGAACGCCGGUGGGAAGCGCUUCCACGAGGCGGCCUACGAUAGGUACGAGCUUGUCGAGGGUCGCAAGCACUAUCUGUUGAGGGAGGAGCGAAUGCUGCCGCACCGAGCGGGGGAUCGGUAUGAGCGUGAGGAACGCCGGGGGGAUCGAAUGGUACCGGAUGGGGAAGAGGACGAUCCGACCGGUCGCCGAUCGGAGCUGUUUCCCAAGUGUAAGUCGCGCAGCUCGAGCCUUGUGUCGCUCGAGCGCGAUGAGGAGCAGACUGUGGCGACCCGUGGGCGCAAGGAUGCUUACUACGACGAGGCUGAGGACGAGGAGGGUGACGACGAGGUGUUUGAGAGUUCGUUCUCGCGUGGGAGGAACUCGUCGUUCAACGGGAAGUCGUCGUUGAAGCGCCGGGCUCGGUAUGACACCCGGCGCACCAGCAGCCUCGAGGGGUUGGAUCAGUUCCUGUCGAACCUGCAGGACAAAGAGCGCCAGGGUCGGCGUGGGGCGGGAGGCGAAGGUCCGGACAGUGUGCGGCACAGCUCGGUCAGCAUCAACGAGAAGCCCGAGUACUUCGAGUACACCCGGUCGCCGUGUUCGCCCCAAUACCGCGCCACUAGUAGUAGUAGAAGUAGUAGCACCACCCGUAUCGCUAGCAGUAGAAAAAACGCUAACUAUGAUUCCGCUCUUCCCCCCAAAUCCCUUUCCUCCUCUUCCAACGGUGUCGCGCUGCUGCAAACCGAACCGAAACGGCCGUCGAUGAAAAAACCCAACGUCGGGGCCUCUGGCGGUGGGUCGUCAUCCCGGUCGCGCUCGCACGAUCGACACUCCGAUCAACAACAACAACAUCGGAUGCGCUCCCGGGUGGAUCCGCACAGUGACUACGAUGUGCGCGGCCGGAACCGGUACGGCGGCCACAACGGUGGCCGGGACGCGUACCGGCAGCGGGACCGGGAGCGGGACCGGGAGCGGAACAGCAGCGAUCACGAGCGGGACCGUGACCUGAGCGACCGAGAGCAACGGGAGUCGCGCGAGCGCGGAGAACUGGACCAAAGUCUUUCGAAUACCGAGGGCACACCGGAGGAUAAGAUAGACGGUAGCCUAAGCGAUACGGCCGUGAUACAGAGUUUGGACGCACGACGUAAGUUGGACCAACGAUCGCCGAAAAGCGAAACGCCCACCAGGGACCGGGACCGGUUCGGUGCUGGUAUGGGCAUCAAGAGUAACUCGACCUCGCAGCUGUCGGCAACAGAUGAAAAAGGUCGUAAGCGACGCAUGGGGUUUGGUAAGCGUGGCAAGAAUUCCUUCACCGUACAUCGAAGCGAGGAGGUGCUCCCGGGCGAGGUGCGUGGCGGCGGUGGUCUAUCGCGGGGCUCUUCCGCCUCCAGCGAUGGCGAAGGAAGUGCCGACGGUGACAGGUGGUCACCAUCGCUGCGGGUGGCGGGUGAUACGGGACCUUUAUCGGACUUCAUCGAUGGUUUGGGACCAGGACAGCUAGUUGGACGCCAGGUACUGGGUGCUCCUGCCUUAGGUGAUAUUCAACUGUCUAUGUGCUAUCAGAAAGGUUCCUUAGAGGUUGAAGUGAUAAGAGCAAGAGGAUUGCAGGCACGUCCUGGCUCAAAAGUACUUCCAGCGCCUUACGUUAAAGUGUAUUUAGUUUCCGGUAAAAAAUGUAUAGAAAAAGCAAAAACAACGACUGCUAGGAAAACGUUAGACCCACUAUAUCAGCAACAACUAGUGUUUAGGGAGCCGUUUGCGAAUUGCAUACUUCAGGUUACGGUGUGGGGCGACUACGGGCGGAUGGAGGGCAAGAAAGUAUUCAUGGGCGUUGCGCAGAUCAUGCUGGACAACCUCAACCUGUCACACAUCGUCAUCGGCUGGUACAAACUGUUCGGCACGACGUCACUGGUCAGUGGGCCACCCAGUUUGGGCCUCUCUAGGCGAUCCUCGAUCGCCUCACUCGAUUCACUCAAGCUGUAA